Molecule: messenger RNA, 159 nt
Organism: Dictyostelium discoideum AX4
Lineage: Eukaryota; Evosea; Eumycetozoa; Dictyosteliales; Dictyosteliaceae
Exons: 2
Coding region: 1-159 (52 amino acids)
Source: RefSeq, a predicted model, not a curated record
AUGUCAACAACUAGUAAUGGUAAUGAUAAUCCAGAAGCAGAUAUUACUCAAAAUCUUGAAAUAAAUGCAAAUCAACCACGACAGAAAACAAAUGAUAUAGUAAACCAAUUUCCAACAUAUACACCAUCAUUACAACAUCAACCUCACAAAUUAUUUUAA